Molecule: messenger RNA, 565 nt
Organism: Oppiella nova
Lineage: Eukaryota; Metazoa; Arthropoda; Arachnida; Sarcoptiformes; Oppiidae
Source: the annotation of a GenBank genome assembly
UAAAAUUUUGAUAACUUUGAUAAAUAUAAGUAUCAAUAGACCAUAAGUUUUAUUUUUAAUAUAAUUAUAAUAGGAAUUCUUAAUUAUUGGGGAAAUGUAUUUUCCAUUAAUAAUUAUAUGCUUUAUAAGUGUAUCCCUCGCCGAUCCGGACAUAACCAAAGGGCCACCCGUUUAUGACAAGCCAUGGGUGCCGGCCUGGGGUUGGUUUGGCACUCAGAACCCCACGGGUUGGAGGGAUAGACACGAAAAGAUGGUUAACACGACUGAAGAGCACAAAAAUGAUAUCAAAAUUGUAUUCUUUGGGGAUUCCAAGACUGAGGGUUGGGUUACGGAGGGAAGGGAUGUGUGGAAUGAAUACUAUGUGAAAAGAGGGGGUUUUAAUUAUGGCAUCGGAGGGGACAGUACUCGACAAGUGUUGUGGAGAAUAGAUCACAAAGAGUUGGAUGGUUUGGUCCCAAAGGUAUUGGUGUUUAUGAUCGGAGGCAACAAUUUCGGUGAUAAUUAUAACAGAGGGACGGACGAGGAGAUAGUGAAAGCAGAGCACCUGAUAGUCGAGAAUAUUCAC